UGAGCAUCCCGCGAGCUGCGCUCCAAACUUUCACCGUCUCCUUCUCCUUCAAAACUCCCUUUAACUUCGGCUGCUUUAUUUGUUCCUUGGUUAAAAUGACUGAGGCCAGAGAAAACGAAGAGGAAAUUCAGUUUCUGCGCACGGGGGACGAGGUGGUGUUGCAGAGCACCUUCAGCUCUGAGCAGGAGCAGCUGAAGUUGUGUCUGGCGGCUGAAGGCUUUGGCUGCAGACUCUGUGGUCUGGAGCCCACCUCUAACUGCAAGAAUGUACCACCGGACCUCUCUGUGUGUGUAUUUGUUCUGGCCCAGUGCCUCUCUGUCCGAGCCCUUCAAGAGAUGCUGGCCUCUAGGGAGGACCCCACCGCAGGGGUAAGAGCAGUCCCAGACUGUCAUCGAACACUGUUGUAUGGCCAGGCGGUGUUGUUCCGACAUUCAUACAGUGGCAUGUAUCUCAGCUGUUUGUCCUCUUCUCUGUCUUCAACUGAUAAGCUUGCAUUUGAUGUUGGUCUGCAAGAAGAUAAAGAAGGUGAGUCAUGCUGGUGGACUGUCCACCCAGCGUCCAUGCAGAGGUCAGAGGGCGAGAAGGUGCGUGUUGGAGAUGACCUCAUACUGGUCAGUAUCUCCUCAGAGAGAUACCUGCACCUGUCCUAUGGCACUGCGCUGGACAACAGGCAGAGUGGGAGGGUGGUGGUGGACGCAGCCUUCCAGCAGACUCUGUGGAGCGUGGCGCCGGUCUGCUCUGCCGGUGGAGUGGCUCAAGGCUACCUGAAAGGAGGAGACACACUGCGGCUGCUUCACGGACACAGCGACGCCUGCCUCACCCUGCCCUCCAGAGAGUAUGGAGAGGAGCUGCAAAGAACAAUCCAUUAUGGGAUUGGCUCAGUGUCCAGCCAGGCCUGCUCCCUCUGGAGACUGGAGAUUCUGCGUGUCAUGUGGAGCGGGAGCCACGCCCGCUGGGGCCAGCCCUUCCGCCUGCGCCACCUGACCACCGGGAGAUACCUGGGGCUGACGGAGGAAGGCGGCCUUCAUCUGGUGGAGCGCAACAGAGCUGACGUCGGCACCUCCUCUUUCUGCUUCCAACCCUCGAAGGAAAAGGCUCAACCAUGCUCUAAAAAGGAUGUUGAGGGCAUGGGCACAGCAGAGAUCAAGUAUGGAGACUCAAGCUGCUACAUCCAGCAUGUAACCUCCGGCCUGUGGCUCACCUACCAGGCGGUGGACGGGAAGUGUGCACGCAUGGGGUCCAUUCAGCGCAAGGCCAUUCUGCACAGCGAGGGUCACGUGGACGACGGGCUGACGCUCUCCCGCUCCCAGAGAGAGGAGUCGGGCAUCGCCAGGCUCAUCCGCACGGCGGUUCACCUCUUCACUGCAUUCGUCAGGAAACUGGACGGUCUGGAUCAACAAGAAAACGUCUCCUCGGUAAACCUCCAACUAGAGACAAUACAACUCUGUCUGGGGGAUCUGAUUCAUUUCUUCAAGCCCCCAGAGGAGGGACUGGGGCAUGAGACCUACCAGAACGGCCUGAAGACCUUGAAGAAAAGACAAAGCCUGUUUCAAGAGGAGGGCGUGGUGAACCUGGUGGUGGACUGCCUUGAUCGUCUCCAUCUGUACACCAGCGCCGCUAACUUUGCUGAAUCUGUUGGGGGGAGCGGAGAGGGAGAAGGCUGGGAAAGCCUCCUCAAUGUUUUCUAUCAACUACUGGCGUCUCUGAUCAGGGGGAACCGCAGAAGCUGUGCCCGGUUCUCUUCCUCACUGGACUGGCUGGUGGAGAGGCUGGAGCGAACGGAGGCCUCCACAGGUGUCUUGGAGGUUCUGCACUGCAUGGUGCUGGAGAGCCCAGAGGCCCUCAAUGUCAUUAAAGGGGGACACAUCCAAUCCAUAAUUUCCCUCCUGGAUAAACAUGGACGAAAUCACAAGGUGCUGGAGGUGCUGUCGUCCCUGUCUCUGUGUCACGGCAUGGCCGUGCGCUCCAACCAGAACCUCAUCUGUCACGGCCUGCUCCCCGACCGAGACCUGCUUCUGCAGAGCCAGCUGGUCAACCAGGUCACAAGCAUGAGGCCCAACGUAUUCCUGGCCCUUGGGGAUGGGUCGGCCCAGCAUCGCAGGUGGUACUACGAACUGGCAGUGGACCGUGUUGAGCCCUUCCUCACGGCCGAGCCCACCCACCUGCGCGUGGGCUGGGCCUGCACCGAGGGCUACAACCCCUGGCCCACCGCCGGCGAGGGCUUUGGGGGCGAUGGGGUGGGAGAUGACCUCUACUCCUAUGGCUUCGACGGGCUCCGUCUCUGGUCAGGUUGUGUCAGUCGCCGGGUGAGUUCUCCCUUCCCUCACCUGCUGAGAGACGAGGACGUGGUCAGUUGCUGCCUGGACCUUGUGGCGCCCUCCAUCUCCUUCCGGGUCAACGGGCUGCCCGUGCAGGGCAUGCUGGAGAACUUCAACAGCGACGGCCUGAUGCACCCUGUGGUCAGCUUCUCCGCUGGAGUCAAGGUGCACUUCCUGUUCGGAGGACGGCACGGAGAGUUCCGCUUCCUGCCCCCGCCGGGUUUCGCCCCGUGCUCCGAGGCCCUGCUGCCCGGGGGGGCCAAGCUGAAGGUGGAGCCCUGCCAGCGCUACAGCCUGGACCCCGAGGACGGGGGGCGGGAGCUCCUGGGCCCCUCCAUGGCCCUGCUGCCGCCCACCUUCACCCCCACACCCGUGGACAUCAGCAAGGUGGAAUUACCUGCGCAACUGGAACACAUCCGGGAAAGACUGGCCGAGAAUAUCCAUGAACUUUGGUCAAUGGACAAGAUAGGACUGGGCUGGGCCUACGGAUCUGUGAGAGAUGAGGCUAAGCGUUUGGACCCCGGCCUGGUCGAGUUCCAAAAGCUUCCUGAGAAGGAGAAGAACCAGAAUCUUCAGAUGGCUCAGAUAACAAUCAAGACGCUCCUCGCUCUUGGAUUCCACAUUGGGCUGGCAGACGACCACGCUGAGAAACACCUUCAGUACAUACGGCUUUCAGCAAAGUAUGAGCAGCACAGCGGCUACCGGCCCGCCCCGCUCGACCUGAGCCAGAUGGUGCUGGGCGUGGCCCUGGUGACGGCCGUGGACGCCCUGGCCCAGAACGAGCACAACGCCUGGGCCGAGCAGCUCAUCGCACAGGGCUGGACCUAUGGAGCUCAGCGGGAGGGGAAGGCCAAGAGGAGCCCCCAGCUGGUGCCGUACGGCCUGCUAGAGGAGCAGAGCAGGGAGGCGGGCAGAGACAGUGCCCGGGAGGCGGUCUGCACCCUGCUGGCCUACGGAUACAGCCUGGAGCCCCUCGCCCUGGAGCCCGCUGCUCUGAGCGACCCGUGCAGUCUGCCCUCCGCCGAGGGGGGCCGGAUGUUUCGUGCCGACCAGCGCUACGCGGUGACCCAGGGCCGCUGGUACUUUGAGUUUGAGGUGCUGACGGCGGGGGCCAUGAGGGUGGGCUGGGCUCGACCGCAAUGCUCCCCGGACCGAGAGCUGGGCUCUGACGACUUGGCCUAUGUCUUUGACGGCUCCACGGCCCAGUGGUUCCACCAGGGGGGCGAGCCUCUGGGCUGUCCCUGGAAGAGGGGUGACGUGGUGGGCUGCCUGCUGGACACGGCCCAGCGCACCAUGGUGGUCAGCCUCAACGGGGAGGCACUGCUCAACCACCUGGGCUCGGAGCUGGCCGCCAAAGACUUUGACAUCGGAGACGGCCUGCUGCCUGCGGUGAGCCUUGGGCUGAACCAGGCGGGGAGGCUGAACCUGGGCAGGCAGGGGGCCACGCUUCAGUGCUUUGCCCGCUGUGGCCUCAAGGAGGGCUACCAGCCCUUCGCCGACAACAUGGCCAGAGAACCCCCCCUCUGGAUGAGCUGGAGGCAGCCUCAGUUCAUCUCCGUCCUACCCCACCACCGAGACCUGAUGGUCACCAGAGACAGUGGGAAGGCCGAUGCUUCCCCAAGCCUUAAGGUGUCUCAGCGAACGAUGGCGUUGUCUAACCUCGGAGGCAGUGAGACGGGCUUCUACCGACUCAGCAUGUCUGUCCAGACGGCUGCAGUACUCGCCAGUCCUGCAGGGGGUGCUCUCCCGGGGACCACCAGCCCGGUGUCUCCAAGCAGGAAGGAAAUGGAGGAGUUUGAGGUGGACUCAGACUUUGAGGUGCUAAUGAAGUCUGCCCAUGGGUUCUCUGGAUCGAGGGACGAGCUGAAUCAAAAGGACCAGAGCCACGACAAAACAUCCAGGCUCAAGCAGCGGUUCAUGCUGAAGAAGAACAAACCGGGCUUGGUCUGCAGCAACUCCUCCGCCCGGCUGCUGGAGGACGUGCUCGUGGAGAAGGAAAACAACGGCUGUCUGGUGCAGAGCUCAAUGUAUUACUACUCAGUACGGGUGCUUCCUGGCCAGGACCCCUUCAAUGUGUGGGUGGGCUGGGUGACCUCUGACUUCCACCAGCAUGGGCCCACCUUCGACCCUGACAGAACCCGCACCGUGACGGUGACCUUGGGGGACGACAGCGGCAAGGUGCAGGAGAGCGUGAAGCGAAGUAGCUGCUACAUGGUGUGUGCGGGAGAAGCCACCGGUCUGUCCCAGAGCCGGAGGAGCGCGGGCCUUGAGAUCGGCUGUCUGGUCAACAGCGCCAGCGGGCUGCUCACCUUCACGUCCAGCGGAGUGGACAUGGCCACUUUCUACCAGGUGGAGGGAAGCACAAGGCUGUUCCCUGCCGUCUUCAUCAAGCCCACUGCCUCCCAAAUGUUUCAGUUCAAUCUGGGUUGUGUCAAGAACGUGAUGCCGUUGUCAGCGGGUCUCUUCCGCAGCCAGAGGACCAACACGGCUCCUCAGUGCCCUCCCAGGCUGCACGUCCAGCAGCUCUGCCCCGUCUCCUGGACCCGGGUGCCCCAGCAGACGCUGAGGGUGGAGGCGACGCGGCUGGACGCCCGCCACGGCUGGCAGGUGCAGUGCUCCGAGCCGCUGCAGGUCAUGAACCUCCACAUCCCGGAUGAGAACAGGUGCGUGGACAUCUUGGAACUGUCGGAACGUCAUGACCUCCUGACCUUUCAUCACCACACCCUCCUCCUCUACUGCUCCCUCUGUGCCCUUGGCAACGCCAGGGUGAGCCACGCCCUCUGCAGUUACCUGGACCAAUCCCAGCUCCUCUAUGCCAUUCAGAAUCCCUAUCUCCCUGGGCCGCUGCGAACAGCCUUAUAUAAACUCCUCAUUCAGGUUUACCUCAGCUCCAGCGCCACCGCGUGCCUCAUGACCAACCAGGAGUACGUCAUUCCCCUGACGGAGCAGGCCAGCUCCCUCACCCUUCAACCAGGCUCGGGUACCACGUGUGCGGGCUCUUCCGGUCCACCUAGUCCCAUUCCGAGCAUGGCCCUCAGCACCUCCCUCAAGCCCAAGAUGCUCCUCUCCUUGACCUGCUUUGUGCGUGCGAGCAACGGGAUCGCGGACGCUAGCGGAGAAGGUAGCGGCGGCGGCCCCGAGCCCUCAGUCUUCACGGGCAGCCCGCGCAUCCCCCUGGAGCAGCUGAAGAGCCUCACCGUGGAGCUGCUCAGCGCGGCAGUGGGGGCGGCGGGGCAGGGCGUCCGCGACCCAGAAGGGGGCAGUGUUGAGCUGCUGCUGGUGCCGCCACUCCGGCUGUUCUACAGCCUGCUGGUCAUGGGGGUGUUUGGGGACGAGGAUCUGGGUAAGGUGCUGGAGCUGAUCGAGCCCGGAGUCUUCCGCAGGGAUCCCCGUGGCGAGGAAAAGGGGACGCUUGAUGACCAGGGGGGCCGUGGGGGUGGUGAUGAUGAUGAUGAUGAUGAGGAUGAUGAUGAUGAUGAUAAUGAUGGAUUUAGGAAAGAGCAGAUGGGCUACAAAGGCGGGAAGGAAAACAUUCCCAAACAAGGGCUACUCAAGAUGAAGCUGCCCGAAGCUGUCAAACUGGAGCUGUGCCAGCUCCUGUCCUACCUGUGUGACUGCCAGGUGCGCCACAGGGUGGAGGCGGCGGCGGCCUUCUCGGAGAGCUUCGUGGGCCGGCUGCAGGAGAACCAGCGCCUGCGCUACAACCAGGUGAUGGAGGCGUUUAACAUGUCCGCCGCCCUCACCGCCCGCAAGACCAAGGAGUUCCGCUCCCCUCCGCUGGAGCAGAUGAACAUGCUGCUGAGCUUCAGAUCGGAUCAGGACCACGACGACUGUCCCUGUCCAGAGGAGAUCCAGGACCUGCUACACGACUUCCACCACCGCCUCACCGCACACUGUGUGUCCCUCAAGGAGCUCAUCUCGGCGACGGUGGUCCUCUGGGCCCAGGAGAGCGAGGUGGGCGACCCGGCUCUGGUGAGGGCCAUGUUCUCCCUGCUGCACCGCCAGUACCAGGGCCUGGCGGGCCAGAUGGGAGCGCCGCUCCGCAGGGCCUACACCAUCAGCCGGGCCUCGGUGGAGGACGCCGUGGGCCUGCUGGCCUCGCUGGGGCAGAUCCGAUCGCUGCUCAGCGUCCGCAUGGGGGGCGAGGAGGAGCGGCUGAUGAUCCGAGGGCUCGGGGAUAUCAUGAACAACAAGGUGUUCUACCAGCACCCAGACCUGAUGAGGGCGCUGGGGAUGCACGAGACUGUGAUGGAGGUGAUGGUCAACGUGCUGGGGGAGGGAGAGUCCAAGGAGAUCAGCUUCCCCAAGAUGGUGGCCCACUGUUGCCGGUUCCUGUGCUACUUCUGCCGCAUCAGCCGCCGCAACCAGGGCGCUCUGUUCGACCGCCUCAGCUACCUUCUGGAGAACAGCAGCGUGGGACUAGCCUCUCCAUCCAUGCGUGGAGCCACACCCCUGGACGUGGCUGCAGCCUCAGUCAUGGAUAACAACGAGCUGGCCCUGGCGCUACGGGAGCCCGACCUAGAGAAGGUGGUCCAGUACCUGGCCGGCUGCGGGCUCCAGAGCUGUGCCAUGCUCGUGUCCAAGGGCUACCCGGACCUGGGCUGGAACCCCGUGGAGGGAGAGCGCUACCUGAACUUCCUGCGCUUUGCCGUCUUCUGCAAUGGGGAGAGCGUGGAGGAGAAUGCCUAUGUUGUGGUGAAGCUGCUGAUUCGCCGGCCCGAGUGCUUUGGCCCCGCCCUGCAGGGCGAGGGGGGGGACGGCCUGCUGGUUGCUAUGGAGGAAGCCAUCAGGAUCUCUGAGGAUAUCUCUAUGGACGGACCCUCAACCACCUACAGGUCCAGCACAACACUGUCAGACGACGGGGGAGACGAUGACCUCAUCCACAUGGGGCACGCCAUCAUGACCUUCUACGCGGCACUCAUUGAUCUGCUGGGCCGCUGUGCGCCGGAGAUGCACCUGAUCCAUGCUGGGAAGGGGGAGGCCGUCCGCGUGAGGUCCAUCCUGCGCUCCCUGGUCCCCCUCUCUGACCUGCAGGGGGUGAUCAGUAUUCCCUUCAAGAUCCCCUCUAUGGAUUCCAAUGGCACACUGGUGGAGCCCGAUCCAACUACAGUGUUCUGCCCAGACCACAAGGCUGCUAUGGUCCUGUUCCUGGACCGGGUCUAUGGCAUCCCGGACCAGCGGCUCCUCUUCCACCUGCUCCAAGUGGGCUUCCUGCCCGACCUGCAGGCUGCUGCCUCGCUGGACACUGCUGACCUUGGCUCCGUCGACAUGGCCCUGGCUCUCAACCGCUACCUUUGCACGGCCGUGCUCCCCCUGCUCACAAAGCACUCCGGCCUCUUCCACGCCUCCGACGUCACCCCCCCCGCCCCGGCCGCCCUGGUCCAGGCCCUCACCCAGGCCGUGUACCGCCUCUCCGCCUCGCCCAACCUCACCAAGGCUCAGAGGGAUUCCAUCGAGCAGUGCAUGCUCGCUAUCUGCGGUGAACUUCAGCCAUCAAUGAUCCAGCCUCUACUGCGGCGUCUCGUCUUUGACAUUCCCCAACUCGCGGGCCACACCAAGAUGCCACUAAAGUUGCUGACCAAUCACUAUGAACAGAACUGGAAGUACUACUGUCUGGUUGGCGAGUCAGGAAACCUAGGCUCCGCCUCGGAGGAGGAGCUUCAUAUGUCCAGGAAGUUGUUUUGGGGCCUGUUCAAUGCUCUGGCUCAAAAGCCCUACGAGGCCGAGCUGUUCAGACUGGGGCUCCAGAGCCUGGCUGCCCUGGCCGGGGCCCUGCCCCCCUGCCACACCCACCCCUGCUGCCUAAGCCAGACGGAGGGGAAGGGCUCCUGGGACAAAGAGGGCCAGUUCAACCCCCAGCCGGUGGACACCUCCAGUGUGUCGCUGCCGGAGAGACUGGAGUUUGUUGUGAACAAGUACGCGGAGCAUACCCAUGAGAAAUGGUCGCUGGACAAGUUUGCUAACGGCUGGGUGCACGGGGAGCAGCUGUGUGAGCAGGCCAAGGUUCACCCCCUGCUGAAGCCGUACCGGGCUCUGGCGGAGAAGGACAAAGAGGCGUACCGCUGGGCUAUCAAGGAGACGUUAAAGACAAUGCUGUCCGUCGGAUGGACGGUGGAGAGGAGUACCGAGGGCGACUCCUUUGGUCUCCCCACCACCUGCACACGCAGGCCCCCGCAGGCCGGACCGUUGUCUUUUGAGGGAGCCUCCACCUUCACUCCCAAACCCUUGGACAUGAGUAGUGUGACCUUGUCAUGGAACCAGUGUUCUAUGGCCGAACAGUUGGCGGAGAACUACCAUAACUCUUGGGCCAAGAGCAAGAAGCGGGAGCUGGAGGCCAAAGGUGGAGCGAGUCAUUCCCUGCUGGUGCCCUACGACGCCCUGAGCGCCAAGGAGAGGAGCAAGCUGCGGGACAGAGCCCAGGACGUCCUGAAGUUCCUCCAGCUCAACGGCUACACAGUGUGGAGGGACCGGAAGUCAGUGGAGACGGACUGCCCGGCCAUAGCCACGCGCUACGGCUACACGCUGCUACAGAGGCUGCUGUCCUACACAGAGGAGGCCCAGGAGGACAUCCUGGAGCUGGAGGUGAUGCAGGCCAGAGGGCAGACGACCAAGGGCGAGAAGCCUCAGCACCAGCAGAGGAUGCACUUUCUAACCAAGGUGGUGCUUCCUCUGCUGGAACAAUACCUCAAGAGCCACCAGGCCUACUACCUUUCCAACUCCACCACGUACCAAGGCACCAGGGGCCACGCUUCUAACAAGGAGAAAGAGAUGGUCGUCAGUUUGUUCUGUAAACUGGCGGGUCUAGUGAGACGUCGAACAUCUCUCUUUGGUGGUAAAGACGCAUCCAUCAACAGCUGCCUCCAUGUCUUGGCUCAGGCUCUGGAUGCCAGGACCCUGAUGCAGGGCUCCUCAGAGGUCAUCCGGGCCUCCCUACGCUCCUUCUUCGAUGCGGCAGCCAUCGACCUGGAGACGACGGUGGAGCACCUCUCCGUGACCCUGGCGGCCGUCCCCCAGGGCAGGGGUCCGGGUCCGCAGCAUCACCGGGGCCUGGCCAGCGUGUGCGGCUACACGGCCUCCACCCUGCUGCCCCUCCUCACCGCCCUGUCCCAGCACCUCAGGAGCCAGGGCUCUGGAGAUGACCUAUUAGUGGGGAGCGUCCAGGCGUACUGUUACCGGAUCCUCAACUGCCUGUACAGCCUGGGCACCAGCUGCAAAGUGUAUGUGGAGGGACAGAGGUCAGCCGCAGGCGCCUGUCUGGCCGCCCUGAUCGGGGUGAUCCCAGUCAGCGUCCUGGAGCCGGCCCUCGCCCAGGACCAGCCCAGCUCCAUCUUCCACACGCUGAGCGACACCGAGAGACAAGACCUGGGGGUGCCCGGCAGCGCGGAGGAGCUGUGUCCCCUGCUGCCCUCCCUGGAGCAGGCCCUGGGGGAGGUGGAGACCUUGGCAGCCGCCGGCGCCGGGGCUCGCCAGGCCCACUACGGCCACGUCACCGAGGUCACCCUGCCCCUGGUGUGCAGCUACAUGGCCCGCCGGUGGCAGCCGGUGGGACAGCGGGUUCACCUCGACACCGCUCUACUGGGCCACAUCCUCCGUAUCCUCCACAACCACCUGGGGAAGUGCCAGGGGGACUGGAUGCAGCAGCUCGCAGUCUUCGCCCAGCCAAUCAUCUGCGAGGCCUGCCCCGCCCUCCUGAAGAGCCACUUCCUGCCGCUGAUGGAGAAGCUGAGGAAACGGGCGGAGGGCAUCCUGCAGGAGGAGGAGCGCAUGAAGAUGGACGCGGCGUCCCACAGCGACCGCUCCGAGGCCGAGCUGCGCAUCCAGGAGAAGUUCAUGGUGCUGGUGCGGGACCUGUACGCCUUCUACCUGCUGCUGAUCCCCUUCGUGGACGCCAAGCGAGCCAGCUGGUUAAAGGAGUGCGACCCAGAGGCCCAGCAGUUGUUUGGCAUGGUGGCCGACAUCUUUACCUUUUGGGCCAAGUCUCAUAAUUUCAAGUGGGAGGAACAGAACUACGUGGUCCAGAAUGAAAUCAACAACUCAGCCUUCCUGGUCAACAGCAAUGACAAGAUGUCCAAGCCCAUGGACCAUGAGAACAGGAAGUCAAAAAGGAAGGGGGAUCGCUAUUCCCCACACACCUCUCUCAUUGUUGCUGCCGUGAAAAGGCUGCUCCCUGUAGGCCUGCGUUUCUGCUCUCUAGACGACCAGAGCCUUAUCGCACUGGCCAAGAGCCACCUCCAUCAGAGGGAUGCAGACGUUGAGAUUCAAGAGCAUAUCUGUAAUGGUCUAUUACAGCUUCAGAGCCGGCAGGACUCAACAGUGAGCCAGUGGCAGAAGGACCUCUACAGCGAGCCAAUUGGGCCGCAUAAGGACAGCACAGACAUCCAGAGCAAUGCAACGAGGAUCCUGCACAUCGCCCGCGUGCUCUAUUACCUGGAUCAGGUGGCACACCCGCAGAGCGGCAAGAGAGCCGCCUGGCACACGGUUCUAUCCAAGCAGAGGAAGAGAGCGGUGGUGGCCUGCCUCAGGAUGGCCCCCCUGUACAACCUGCCCAGGCACAGAGCCGUCAACCUCUUCCUCCAGGGUUACCACAAGUCCUGGAUAUCAGCUGAGGAUCACAGCUUUGAGGAAAACCUUGUGGAGGGUUUAGCAAGGAGGGGAGUGAUGAAGCACUGCGGAGCCAGCAGUGAGGAGGAGGAGGAGGAGGCGGAGGAGGAGGAGGAGGAGAAGAGGAAGCAGAAGGGGGUGGAGGAAUGUGCCCAGCCAAUCGAUCCCCUCCGACAACUCAUUACGCUCUUCAGCCAGAGCGCCCUGACAGAAGGAAGUAAACCUGGGAACGACACGCUGUAUAUGUCCUAUGCCACAAUUAUGGCUAAGAGUUGUCAAAGAAAGGAGGAAGAGGAUGAAAACGAGGAGAUGAAAACCUUUGAAGAGAAGGAGAUGGAGAAGCAGAAGCUGUUGUAUCAACAGGCCCGGCUCCACGACCGCGGCGCUGCAGAGAUGGUGCUGCAGACCAUUAGUGCCAGUAAAGGAGAGAUGGACUCCAUGGUUUCAUCCACUUUAAAGCUGGGUAUUUCCAUCCUGAAUGGAGGAAAUACGACUGUGCAGCAAAAAAUGCUGGAAUAUCUUCGAGAAAGGCGAGACGUGGGCUUCUUCAAGAGCAUGGCGGGCCUCAUGCAAUCCUGCAGUGUGCUGGACCUGAAUGCAUUCGAGAGGCAGAACAAAGCGGAAGGAUUAGGGAUGACUGUGGACGAUAGCUCAGGGGAGAAGGUGAUGCCAGACGAAGAAUUGACCUGUGAUCUGUUUCGUUUCCUGCAGCUGCUUUGUGAAGGACACAACUCAGAAUUCCAGAAUUACCUGAGAACACAAACCGGCAACAACACCACAGUUAACAUCAUCAUAUCCACUGUUGACUACCUGCUAAGGCUACAGGAGUCAAUCAGUGAUUUCUACUGGUUUUACUCGGGGAAGGCAGUGAUCGAUAACCACGGGCGGCAGAGUUUCUCUAAGGCCAUCAGUGCGGCCAAGCAGGUCUUCAAUACUCUCACCGAGUACAUACAGGGUCCGUGCACGGGGAACCAGCAGAGUCUGGCCCACAGCCGCCUCUGGGACGCUGUGGUGGGAUUCCUCCACGUCUUCGCUCACAUGCAGAUGAAGCUCUCGCAGGAUUCCAGGCAAAUAAAUCUGCUGAAGGAGUUGAUGGAUCUGCAGAAGGACAUGGUUGUAAUGCUGCUGUCGCUGUUAGAGGGUAACGUGGUGAACGGCACCAUCGGGAAGCAGAUGGUGGACAUGCUGGUGGAGUCCUCCAGCAACGUGGAGAUGAUCCUCAAGUUCUUCGACAUGUUCCUCAAGCUAAAAGACCUGACGUCGUCCGAAGCCUUCCGGGAGUACGACCCCGAGGCCCAGGGCUGCGUGUCCAGGAAGGACUUCCAGAAGGCCAUGGAGAGGUGCAAGCGCUUCUCCCCGCCCGAGGCCCACUUCUUGCUGUCCUGCACCGACGCAGACAGCCCCCUGCUGGACUACGAGGGCUUUGUGGACCGCUUCCACGAGCCAGCCACAGACAUCGGCUUCAGCCUGGCCGUGCUGCUCACCAACCUGUCGGAGCACAUGCCCAACGACUCCCGGCUCGGCACGUUCCUGGAGCUGGCCAAGUGCAUCCUGACCUACUUCCGGCCAUACCUGGGGCGCAUCGAGAUCCUGGGCAGCGGGAAGCGCAUAGAGCGGGUCUACUUUGAGAUCAGCGGGUCGAGCCGCACGCAGUGGGACAAGCCCCAGGUGAAGGAGUCCAAAAGGCAGUUCAUCUUCGACGUGGUGAACGAGGGAGGGGAGAAGGAGAAGAUGGAGAUGUUUGUCAAUUUCUGCGAGGACACCAUCUUCGAGAUGCAGCUGGCGUCUCAGAUAUCCGACUCCGGCGCCGGGCAGAAAAGUUCUGGCAGCGAUUUAGAGGAUGAGGAGGAAAAUGUUAAUAGCAACAACGGGAAAGAGCCGGGCGCAAAGCCUGGCUCGACACAUGAAAACGCGUCUGGUGCGCUGUUGCCUUCACUCUCUCGCCGCAACGCAAGGAAGUACUUCAAGCGGAUGACGGCGAGGGACCUCCUGGUGGCGCCCGUGUGGCUGGUCAGAUGGGUCCUCCUGGGGACGGCGGCACUGGGCUGGGCCGCGGUGCGCACCGUCCUCUACGCGCUGUACGUGGCCUUCAUCAACGGGGGCAUCGUCGAGGCCUUCCAGAAGACUGGGGUGCUGGACGCGCUGGGCAGCAUCCCGGAGCCCACGCUGGACCGGGUCGCGGAGGCGUCGGCCCCUCUCCGGGAUCGGCGGCCCGUCUCCUUCCAGAGAGAAGGGUGGGAGCUGGGGGAAGGGGCUGGGGCGGCCGGGGGGGCAAAGCCCCCGGCGGCGUCCCCUCGAGAGGUGGACCGCCUCUCAGCCAUAUUUGGUAUGCGCCUGACGAAGGAAGACGGGCAGUAUCGAUUCCACACGGACGACCCCACGGCGGGUCUGACCGACCUGUACCGCGCGCCCGCCUCUGGACAGAGCGCCCCGGGUCACUUUGUCCCCGGAGAGCAUCAGGCUCCGGCGGGUAUCGGGAGGGGGGAAGAUGAGAAAGUGUCUGAGUCUCAGAAGAAAAUAGGAGACGUGACUGAGAAGACGGAGGUCAAGUUGGAGACCAGGGGGAAGUGGAAAACCAAGCGGUGCUCCAGCCAGUGUGAGGAACCAGACGCCCAGCAGUCUGCCCUGUGGGGGUUGAUGGGCAGCUAUCAGAUGAAGCUGCUGAAUUGCUUUGCGAGGAAUUUCUACAACAUGAGAUUGCUGUCUCUCUUCGUGGCAUUCGCUAUCAACUUCAUCCUCCUCUUCUACAAGCAUCCUUUGAAUAGCAACCUCUCAAGAGCUACUGUUAUUCAUCUAUUCCUUUCCUUUUCCGCCACCUUAAUUCUUCUUUCUUUGAUUCUAUCUUUCCUUGCUCUUUCCUCCAUCUUUCACCUGUCCGUCUUCCCUCCUUCCAUCCUGCAUUUCUUUCCCUCAUCUUUCUGUCCCUCCUUUCCUCCAUCUUUCAAUUUGUCCUUCCCUUCUAGGGUUAGUAUCUGUAUUUCUCCUUCUCUCCAAUCCUUUCUCUUUCCGUCUUCCUGUCUUCCUAUGCAUCCCUUCAUUUCCGUUUCAUCUCCCUCUCCCAUUUCCCAGGUGUCUCCCUUCACCGCGGAGGAGGACCAGAGCAGCGCUACGGCGGCGGCGGCCUCGUCCCAGCCCGAGGGGGCUCAGGACCCCGCCGAGGGGGGAGGUGGCGGCGACGGGGGCUUCUUCGUCCUGGAGGAGAGUAGCGGCUACAUGAAGCCCUCGCUGCGCCUCCUGGCCGUGACGCACACCCUCUUCUCCUUCUGUUGCAUCAUCGGCUACUACUGCCUCAAGGUGCCACUGGUGAUCUUUAAGCGGGAGAAGGAAAUCGCUCGGCGGCUGGAGUUUGACGGCGUGUACGUGACCGACCAGCCCCCGGACGACGACAUCAAAGGCCAGUGGGACCGAAUGGCCAUCAACACACGGUCGUUUCCCAACAAUUACUGGGAUAAAUUUGUCAAGAGGAAGGUGAUGGAUAAGUACGGGGAGCUGUACGGUAGCGAGCGGAUCGGUGAGCUGCUGGGUUUGGACCGCGCCGCGCUGGACUUCAGCUCCCAGAGUGCGGAGGCCAGGAGACCCAGGAGGGACACGGCCUGGAGCUCUCUAUGCUACGCCGUUGACCUCAAGUACCAGGUCUGGAAACUGGGGGUAGUGUUCACUGAUAACUCUUUCCUAUACCUCACCUGGUACAUGGUCAUGUCAGCCCUGGGCCACUACAACAACUUCUUCUUCGCCGUUCACCUCCUGGACAUCGCCAUGGGCUUCAAGACCCUGCGCACCAUCCUGUCCUCGGUCACGCACAACGGGAAGCAGCUGGCCCUGACGGUGGGCCUGCUGGCGGUGGUGGUGUAUCUCUACACCGUGGUCGCCUUCAACUUCUUCCGCAAGUUCUACAACAAGGGCGAGGACGGCGGCACCCGGGACAUGAAGUGCAACGACAUGCUCACCUGCUACAUGUUCCACAUGUACGUGGGGGUCCGUGCCGGGGGGGGCAUCGGCGACGAGAUCGACGACCCGGCCGGCGACGAGUUUGAGAUGGAGCGCGUAGUCUUCGACAUCACCUUCUUCUUCUUCGUCAUCGUCAUCCUCCUGGCCAUCAUCCAGGGUUUGAUCAUCGAUGCCUUUGGGGAGCUGCGCGACCAGCAGGAGCAAGUGAAAGAGGAUAUGGAGACCAAAUGUUUUAUUUGUGGAAUAGGAAAUGAAUACUUUGAUACGGUCCCUCAUGGCUUUGAAACACACACACUACAGGAGCACAACCUGGCCAACUAUCUAUUUUUUAUGAUGUAUCUCAUUAACAAAGACGAAACCGAACACACUGGACAGGAAUCUUACGUGUGGAAGAUGUACCAGGAGCGCUGCUGGGAAUUCUUCCCUGUGGGCGACUGUUUCCGUAAGCAAUACGAGGAUCAGCUGGGAUGAGAAGCAGAGAGAUCCUAACCACCACCUACCUCCCCCCAUGACAAUGUCAUCACAUCUGACCUUGGUGGGCUACAUAAAGCACCCUCACCACUGAAUCGGCUCCUGAGGAAUAUACAUCUAUCAUGUUUUACAUGUUGCCUUCGUAUGAUAAUUGUUUUUGAAAAGAUUACAGUACUUUAUACCAGUUAUUCUUAAGCAAUAAAAUACGUUUCAAUUUGAAAGUC
Gadus morhua (Atlantic cod) is the source of this 15562-nucleotide messenger RNA. It is a transcript of the gene ryr2b, whose product is annotated as ryanodine receptor 2b (cardiac). NCBI's taxonomy places the organism in Eukaryota, Metazoa, Chordata, Actinopteri, Gadiformes, Gadidae. The coding region runs from base 96 to 15338 and encodes 5080 amino acids. Gene Ontology annotation, molecular function: protein binding; ryanodine-sensitive calcium-release channel activity; calcium ion binding. Gene Ontology annotation, cellular component: sarcolemma; sarcoplasmic reticulum membrane; calcium channel complex. The transcript has 103 exons. Gene Ontology annotation, biological process: striated muscle contraction; intracellular calcium ion homeostasis; release of sequestered calcium ion into cytosol by sarcoplasmic reticulum. The record is from RefSeq and is a predicted model, not a curated record.